This is a messenger RNA of Salvia splendens (bonfire salvia), 688 nucleotides long. RefSeq names its product protein TIFY 5A. Gene Ontology annotation, biological process: regulation of defense response; response to wounding; regulation of jasmonic acid mediated signaling pathway. The record is from RefSeq and is a predicted model, not a curated record. The coding region runs from base 104 to 451 and encodes 115 amino acids. Gene Ontology annotation, cellular component: nucleus. The transcript has 2 exons. NCBI's taxonomy places the organism in Eukaryota, Viridiplantae, Streptophyta, Magnoliopsida, Lamiales, Lamiaceae.
AUUUCCUCCUUCAAACCAACCCAUCUCUCUCUCUCUCUCUCUAAAAAACACACACACACACAAAAACAAACCCUCGAUUAAUUAAUAGAUUCAUCUCUUGAUCAUGAAGCGCAACUGCAAUUUGGAGCUUCGCCUCCUUACACCUUCCGUCUCCUUCCAUCUCUCCGAUCGCAGCCACUUGGAUAUGAAUGAGAGUCCAAACAAAACGCAGCAGCUAACGAUUUUCUACAAUGGAAAAGUUGUUUCGUGUGAUGGUACAGAGCUUCAGGCGAGGACGAUAAUAUCGCUGGCGAGCGGAGAAAUGGAGGGGAAAUGGAGCAAGAAUUCGCCGUCGGCGGCGGCGAUGAAUUCGCCGGUGUACGGCGCGGCGACGGGGAUGUCGAUGAAGAGGUCGCUGCAGAGAUUUCUGGAGAAGAGAAAGACUAGGGCUCAAUCAAUAUCUCCAUACUAGAUCACACACACCAUUGAUUAUUUAGUUAAUUGUUUGUUAAUUAGGUAUUGGAUAUUUUGGAGUUGGUUAAUUGAUUUGAUUGCUGUCGUUGGUGGUUAUAGGCGACGAGAUUAGAUGCAUAUUAAGGGAAUAUUUAUUUGUAUUGGGAUGUUUAGAAAAGGUUUGAUUAAUAUUCGAUGUAAAUUAGUUGCUGGGAAAUAGUAUAAUUUAUUAAAUUGCUUCUUCUUUUUUUGUGAA